CGCCCCCGCCGCGUCAUGCCCCAGGCCCCGCCCCGGCCCCGCCCCCCUGUGUUCGCAGCGAUGGCGUGUGUCUCUGCCGGUCGCUCCGCCGCCCUCCUCCUCUCACUCCGCGCCGGGGCGAAGCUCUGCAGCCGCUCGGCGGUCACCACCGCCACCGGGAGGAUGCUGCCCAAACCGGUCAAGACCUCGUUUGGUUUGGUUCGGAUGGCAGCCGUCGUGCUUCCCUUCCUCUAUAUCGGGACUCUCAUCAGUAAGAGCUUUGCUGCCCUGCUGGAGGAGCACGAUAUAUUCGUACCUGAGGACGACGAUGACGAUGACUGAGGGGUCAGUCUGGGGGUGCAGGAGGCUGUUCUGUGAGUCACUGAAGGAACCAAACCUCUUACUGUCGACCCAAGAAGGAAAUUCAAGAACCGACCGAGACUUCAAAACACAAACCUGUAACGUCUCCCAGUUUGAAAAGCAUCUCCCCCUAUACCUUUAUAUAAAGUUUACAAGCCUUGUGAGCGAUUAUUAAUUAUUAUUAAACUGCUCUUCAGUUCUA
Polyodon spathula (Mississippi paddlefish) is the source of this 541-nucleotide messenger RNA. It is a transcript of the gene smdt1b, whose product is annotated as single-pass membrane protein with aspartate-rich tail 1b. The record is from RefSeq and is a predicted model, not a curated record. The coding region runs from base 16 to 321 and encodes 101 amino acids. Gene Ontology annotation, cellular component: uniplex complex; mitochondrial inner membrane. NCBI's taxonomy places the organism in Eukaryota, Metazoa, Chordata, Actinopteri, Acipenseriformes, Polyodontidae. The transcript has 3 exons. Gene Ontology annotation, biological process: calcium import into the mitochondrion; mitochondrial calcium ion homeostasis.